Molecule: messenger RNA, 1460 nt
Organism: Naegleria gruberi
Lineage: Eukaryota; Heterolobosea; Eutetramitea; Acrasida; Naegleriidae
Exons: 1
Coding region: 84-1460 (458 amino acids)
Source: RefSeq, a predicted model, not a curated record
GAUAGAAAAAAUCACACAAAGAGCCCUUGUUGUAUUUCGUCUCUUUUCGAAUAGUUUCAGAUUUUCGCAAAAGCUUCUUGAAAAUGAAGAGACAGUUCGAGAGCAUUGAAGAUUCCAGCAGUGAUUCUUCUUCAUAUGAAUCCUCUACUACUCCUACAACAAAUGCUUCAUCAUCCUCCACAACUAUUCGAAACAAUUCUAAUAACAGAUCGAGAAGAUAUAUCGAUAAUAUUGUGCAUCCCCAACCAUCCUCUACUACAACACCAAGUCCUCAACUCCAUAAUAACAAUUCCAAUAGAAACAACAUAACAAUUACUUCACAACAAGAUUCGUAUCCUUUCGUCACCUCUUCUACAAAAGUUCCAACCAACAGAAGGCAUUUAAAGUUGAGAAAACAAUUGAAAACAUGUUCUAACUUUUCAUCAAGCUACUUUGUAUUGGACGUGAAUGCUCCUGCUGCUAAUACCAUAGGAUUUAUGGGAUCAACGAGAGGUAAUGAUAUUCCAGUGCUGUUGACUGAUACAGUUUCGAAUAGUAAUCAAAGCGUAAAUCAUUUUCUGCCAUCCUCCUCCAAUACUCCAAAUACUCCAUGUAAGAAGAAAACCAAAAGAGCACAAACUGGUUCAAUUAACUUUGUUUCGAAUAAUAAGAAGGGAACUAAUAAGAAAUGGAUUGCUUCUGUGAAUACUACUGUCAGCAGUUCAUCUUCAAGCCCAACCAAUCCUCUUAAUACCACAACUACUACAACAACUACUACUACUAACUCUACUCAACCAACAGCUGAACAAUCUUUCCUCCAACAAUUAAUCAAUCCAAUGAGUUCAAUGAUUCGUCCAAACACAAAUAAUGUACUUGUUCAAAAUGUUCUUCCAAUUGGUCAAAUUCAACCAACACAAAAUAAUCAUUCACAUAAUCACCUUGUAUCAUCCAUGAAUCCAUUCCAACAUCAACAACACAAUAUGAAUACUAUCCAAUCGAUGCUUCAUCCACUUUCUAAUAAUAUUUAUCAAUCAAAUGUACAAAAUACAGCUCCACAAAAUCAUAUUUUCCCAUCACUUGAUACUAUACUGAACUGUUAUGCCAAUCCUCUCUUGAAUUCUCCUCCACUUGGUCAAAUGACAAACUAUUCCAAUAACAGUCUUGAUUCAAGUCCAAUCACAACAACUCCAUCUACUCCUUCCAAUACCACUAAUAAUAAUGGUAUUGCUUCUCCUAUUUUUGGAUCCUUGAUCAAUAUGCCACAAGUUAAUUCAUUGACAAGUGGUAGUUCAACAGGUAAUUCUUUUGGAAUGCCAAAUCAAAACUAUAACAUGGUCAAUUACAAUUCAGCUGCUUCAAAUUCUGAAAUGGUCAACCACAAUCAACAAAUUACUUUGGAAGAUCUGCUCACUCACGAUGAAGCUAGAAUUUUGCUUAAUACAGUUAGUUCUUACUUUAAUCAACAAAACAACCAAUUCUAG